Molecule: messenger RNA, 1227 nt
Organism: Arachis duranensis
Lineage: Eukaryota; Viridiplantae; Streptophyta; Magnoliopsida; Fabales; Fabaceae
Product: peroxidase 65-like
Exons: 2
Coding region: 265-1227 (320 amino acids)
Biological process (GO): response to oxidative stress; hydrogen peroxide catabolic process
Molecular function (GO): heme binding; peroxidase activity
Source: RefSeq, a predicted model, not a curated record
GUUCCAGCACCUCAACCACCAUUUCUUCUCUCUUCUUAUUCCCUUAUUCUUAUUCCAAACUUGGCAAAAUCUUCCGUACCCUAUUUUCCUCCUGGUCCUUUUCCCUCCCCCCAAACGGGGCUUGCGCAUUUCUUUCCCCAUUUUCUUUUUCUAAAAACUCAAAACCCCCAAAAAAGAGAGAGGAGAACCAAGAAGAGAGUAGUGUCCUUGAGAAAAUUAAACUCCUUCUCUUUGAAGAAGGAUUAUAGAUUUUCACCACCAAUAAUGGCUUUCGCCGUUCUUUUCCUUCUCUUCCUUUCCGUCCCUUUCUCCUCAGCAAAACUCAACCCCGACUACUACAGCGCCACGUGUCCCGACUUCGCCAAAAUCGUGAGGGAUCAAGUCUUCACGAAGCAGAGCGUGGUCCCGGCCACCGCGGCCGGCGUGCUCCGCCUCUUCUUCCACGACUGCAUCACAGACGGCUGUGAUGCCUCGAUCUUUAUAUCGUCAAAUGCUUACACCCCCCAUGCAGAGCGUGAUGCUGACCUGAACCUGUCCCUCUCCGGCGAUGCCUUCGACCUCGUCAUCAAGAUCAAGAAUUUGUUGGAGCUGACAUGCCCUGGCGUAGUGUCUUGCUCGGAUAUCAUUGCACAGGCCACCCGAGACCUCAUCAAGAUGGUCGGCGGCCCUUAUUUUCCGGUCCGGUUAGGGCGGAAAGAUAGCCUCAACUCAGACGCAUCUAAAGUUCCUGCUAGCCUUCCAACCCCAACCAUGACCAUGGAUGAUAUAAUUAACAAGUUUGCUGCAAGGAAGUUCACAGUAAGGGAAAUGGUGGCAUUGACCGGAGCACACACCAUUGGGUUCACACACUGCAAGGAAUUCGCCAACAGAAUCUUCAACUUCAGCCCAACCUCCCAAGUUGACCCAACCCUCCACCCUAAGUUCGCGGAGGGUCUAAGACACGUGUGCUGGAACUACACAAAGGACCCAUCAAUGUCUGCAUUCAACGAUCCAAGAUCACCAAGCAAGUUCGACAACGCCUACUUCGGCAACGUUCUCAAGGGUCUAGGCUUGUUGAGAAGCGACUACCUUCUUGGUGCUGACCCAAGAACAAGGCCCAUUGUGGAGGAGUAUGCUAAGAAUGAACAAGCCUUCUUCAGAAUUCAAUUUUUCUUUCUUCUUCUCGCGCGCCCCACAAUUGUUGUAAAUUCGAUUUUGUUUCUGGGCAUUCAGUACACGCAUAUUUAA